UGUCUUAUCGUUCGGCGGGUUGUCACUGCAUGUGGGAACGACAAAGGCCCGGGAGGUUUGACGAGGUCACGUGUAAUCACGGGUAACCCUAGCGGUCUGUGGACUAAGGUACAAUUCCACUGAAUUCCCAAUGACUCAGGAACGCGAGUGUUUGUGAACAUUGAAAUAAGGAGGAGUAACCGAUCCUUUAUCAGUCAGUAUCGUGAGCCACUUUGCGUCUUGUCGUGAUUUGGCAUUAACCCUUGUGGGGUCAGCUUUGUUAUCAACAUUUCGGUAGAGAUGUGUAUGUCUUACCUCAGUACUGUUACUGGGAGACAAAACAGGAAAACAGCCAGAGCCAGGAUUUGGAUACAAAUCUGACUGCUAAAGUACUUGAUCAAAUGCCUCUGUGUUUAACUAUAUUAGUUUCACCAAGGCAGCCAAUGUAAUUGCCAUGUUGUGAGUUUUUGCCGAUGUUUGAGUACCACUUUUACUUGUCCAGUGUUUUUGUCCAGCAUUUGGAUUGUGAAGCUUUUCAAACAGUCAACAUCUAAGGAGUGCUAUAUAUGUCUCAUUAGUCGUUGGUUCUAUACAGUGAAGAGGGAAUCAAAUAUUUCCAAAACUAGCCGCCAUGGUUCGGCUUCGUGACACCAGGAUCUACAAAAUUCUGGCGGGUGGAUGUAUGUCCGAGAUAUCUUCAGAAUGCAUUAAGCACGUGCAGAGUGGGAAGAACAUUAACCUACGUGACGAGGGCACGGGGGAAACGUACCUUCACCUACUGGCCGACUAUGUAGACCGUUUCCGAUGCCCUCAGGGCACCAUCGUCAUUUACAUCAUGGCCUGUAAGGGCAUCGACCUUGACAUUCUUGACAACGAGGGAGACACGUUUCUUCACAGGAUCAUGCGCAAACCUUAUACGUACCGGGCCGUUGUUGCAGUGAUCAGGUGUGGUGCCGACCCAUUAGUCAAAAACAAGGAAGGCCUGACCCCCAGGGACGUUCUAUUGCAGACCAAACCCGAGGGAUGGGAGGAGACACUUCAUUGGUUCAACAAGUUCUCGCCAGGUUUAUACCGGGCUAUGAUGGAGGCCAAACCUGACAGGGCACUGGUGGAAAAACUGCUCAAAUAUCUCUGUCGGACAAGUGUUGUAAAAAACGGGAAGCUAGUCUGUCUUAAAACAAUCGCCAAGCAGAACAUCCGGGAUCUAGAUCUGGUGGAACUGCUGGAGAAAUACGAAAAUACCAUCGAGUUUGCUCUGGCUCUUUUUACGGGCAAGGAUCUGGCCCUCCGAUAUUUCUUCAAGGAUGUUCCAAACGCAAUGGACAACAUCGAUAUCAACAUCACUGACCACAGCUAUCAGUACCGAUAUCCAGAUUACCCAGAAGUCCCACUUCCGAUUCUCGCGGCAUUGUGGGAAGGCAGCAUGGAGGAAAACGUCGCUGUUCUACUAGAAAUGGGAGUUGACACGUCCGUUUUGUUUUCAUAUAAUCCAGAUGUCGAGCCACCGAAACCACUGUUCUUCCAGGUAUUGAGUGGCGUUGUCAAGCCUACGGACUCUAUAAUACACCGGGUGUUAGAAGCUUCAGACAUGUCCGUCCGAAAUCAGGAUGGACAGACAAUUGUGUACGAGGCGAUAGCGCGAGAUUAUCCGGACAAUUUCAUCAUCAGUCUUUUCAAAUAUGGCGUCAAUAUCGCCUCACGAGACAAGCAUGGCCGCACAGCACGUGACUACGCAGAGUUUAUUCAGAAACCACGUUACUGUAGACUGAUAGACACGUGUGUGGUAGAAAUGGUUAAAGAGUGUAAUAUAGAGGGCGUGAGAAACCUCAUAAGACACGGGUACGACCACCUUCUGGACGUCAGGGAUAGACAGACGGGCAAUUCCGUCAUCGACAUUGGGAGGUGUCGGUCAUCUGCUAUGGACGAUCUCCUGAACAAGGCGGGCGCGGUCAAGGAACACAUCUGUAAGAUGUUCCAGAAGACAGAAUCUGGAAGUCUAGGGGAGUUGCAGCGCCUGAUGGGAAGGAAGUACGCACCUGCCGUCGACCGCUGUGGGCGGACGGUUCUACAUAUCGCAAUUUUCAACGGAAAGAAUGACGUCAUAAGCUACCUCGCUAAUAACUUCUCACAACUCCUCAACGCACAGGACAAUUUUGGGAGGACACCUCUCCACUACGCACAGCUGUUUAUGGAGGGCGACCCAUUCUUGUCCACCAUCACCAAGCUAGGAGACAUGCGCAUAAGGGACGUGCAAGGCCUGACACCCCACCAGUACAGGUAUGAGGUAAGCGGGGAGCGUACCUUCUCCUUACUAAAGAAAGCUGUCCAGGAAAUGGCCAUUGAGGUGUUCCUAAGUCAGACGCAGUUCAAUAGGUCAAUGAAGGCAGCAAUACAGAAGGAGGACUUGAUGACGAUACAUCGUCUGUUGCGAGGACUACGUGUCCACGGGGACAUUUCCCGUCACAGUGCACUUCUGUUUUCCUGUAUAGAGUGGGACAAGGAAAAUGCCGCUAUACAACUCAUCCGGGAAGGGCUUAGCACCGACAUCUUCAAACAGUACAAGAAAUGUGACCCCAACAAUACAGAAUGUGCCAUUUGUGAGUGUAGUCACACAAUGACGUCAUUCCGGGAAAAGGCGGAGGAGCUGAAGAGAAGACAGGUUUUACAAUUACUGGACCAAAUACAGAUGACCAGUGACAUGAAGAAAGACCCCCUGUCACCAAGGGCAACACCCGAUGUCAGCAACUUCGAAAAGUUUGGACAUGUGUGACGCAGAGUCACGUGAUUUAAUUAAAAGUGAAGCACACCUGAUUGCAAAAGCUUUGGAACAAUCCUCCUGAUUCUUUGAAAAAUACAAUUAGCUGGCUGAAAGCAUCCUCUCUGAUUCUUGGAUAAGCAGUGUUUGCAGGCUGACACCAACCUCCCUGAUUUUCAGAAAAGUUGAGAAGCUGGCCGUAAGGACUGUUUACAGACUGACUCUAAUCACCAUGAUUCUUUGACAAGUAGUGUUUGCAGGCUGACAGAAACUGACGUGAGUUUUAGGCACGUUGAUUGACUGGCCGGCACAAACUUCCCUGAUGUUUGGAGAAACAGUCUUGAAAACUUACACAAACCUCCAUGAUUAUUUGAUUAGUGGUGAUUGCAGGCUGUUACAAAACCCCUUGAUUUUCAGAAACAUUGAGUAGCUGGCCACCUUCUGAUUCUUGGACUAAUUAUUUUUGCAAACUGACUUAAACCUCCCUGAUCUUGGAACACUAGAUUUUGCAGACUGCAAAAACACCGCAAGUAGUUUUUGCAGACUUACACAUAUUGACAUGUGACAAUGUUGAGUAGGUGGCCGGCACAAACCUCCAUUACUCUUGCACAAGUCAUGUUAGCACGCUGACACAAACAUCCAUGAUUACUGGACAAGUAAUGUUUGUAAUCUGACACCAAUUGGAGAAGUAUUUAUAAAGUUAGACCUUACCGGAGGAUUCUUGUUUAAUGAUCUUCGUGCUUUCACUGUCGUUUUACAGUUGUCAAGUUUCCCCCGACUGUCGGUACUGUAUUGCACAGUGAUACCACAUGAUGUUCUGGGAACCCUAAUGGAGGGAAAGGACAAGAAAUAUAAUAACUAUGUGUUAACAUAUACAUGACAGAAUAAACGUAAAGUGCUAAGAUAUGUGUCUGUUUUUAUGUUUCUGACGAUACCUCGGAGCAUUUUCACUAUCCACAGACAACACGUAACUCUGAUCUCUUAAUUUUUGUUAUUUUUUCCAUUCGUUGUAUUAUCUGUUUGAAGAUCCUUGGUAUAGGUAGAGUGUAGGUUAUUUGGUGACCUUCAGUAUAUUUAAACA
Messenger RNA from Mizuhopecten yessoensis (Yesso scallop), 3815 nucleotides. RefSeq lists its product as uncharacterized. Bases 611 to 2749 code for a protein of 712 amino acids. The transcript is spliced from 11 exons. Lineage: Eukaryota; Metazoa; Mollusca; Bivalvia; Pectinida; Pectinidae. Gene Ontology annotation, molecular function: protein binding. The record is from RefSeq and is a predicted model, not a curated record.